Theobroma cacao (cacao) is the source of this 2030-nucleotide messenger RNA. RefSeq names its product bromodomain 4 (gene BRD4). The record is from RefSeq and is a predicted model, not a curated record. NCBI's taxonomy places the organism in Eukaryota, Viridiplantae, Streptophyta, Magnoliopsida, Malvales, Malvaceae. Gene Ontology annotation, molecular function: protein binding. Gene Ontology annotation, cellular component: NuA4 histone acetyltransferase complex.
UCUUUUCGUUGUCCCAGACUCCGAUGUUCUCUCCAUUUUCUUACUUUAAAAACAAAAAUCCAAUCUUUUAAUUUUUCCCUAAAAAAAAAAACAAUCUUUAAUCUCUCUCUGUCUCUGUCUCUCUCUUCAAUUUACAGACUUUUUUCUUUGGCUUUGCUUUUUGGCUAUUUCCAUUACCAUUUCAAAUAGGAAAUUUCGAUACCCUUUUAAACGAAUUUUUGAAAAUCCUUUGAAAUUUUUGUUUUUUGGGGAGAGGGUGGCGUUCGGUGAACUUGUGCCGGAGAAAGGCGGUGGCUUUUGAAAUUUUGGUUUUGAAUUUUCUGGUGGGGGGUCGUUGUUUGAAGUUGUCGUGGUCGUACACGUGGAAAUGGGAACGGAGAUGAUAACGGGGAGGUGGGGCACGUGGGAGGAGCUUUUGUUGGGUGGGGCGGUUCUCCGGCACGGUACCCGAGAUUGGAACCUCGUCGCCUCGGAGCUCCAAGCCCGAACCAUUUCUCCGUUUGCUUUCACUCCCGAGGUUUGUAAAGCUAAGUAUGAGGAUUUGCAACAACGUUACUCAGGUUGCAAAGCUUGGUUUGAGGAGUUACGCAAACAACGAAUGUUAGAGCUGAGGCGAGCUUUAGAGAAAUCUGAAGAUUCAAUUGGGUCGCUGGAAUCAAAGCUUGAAAGUUUAAAGGCUGAGAAAAGAGAUGAUUCUCGAAUUGAUUAUGAUUCCAGUCAGACAGUAUCUGCCAUACCAUGUCUUAAAUCUGAGGGAGUUGAAUUUUCUAGUAAGGACACAUCUAAGGAUGACCUCUCUGCUGGUAGUUUCACACGGGAAGCCCAGACAAACUGGUCACCUCAUUGUCAGAUUCCAGCUGCGGGGCCUGCUGAAGAGAUGGAUAUGAAGCCAGGAGAAUCACUGGCUUCUGAGAGGGAGAAAGUUUCAAGCAUUGAUAAGUUAGCAGAUACUUUCUGUGGAGGGCAGUUCCAGAGUAUAAGGAAGAGGAGGGGGAAAAGAAAGAGAAAGGAUUGCAGUAGGGAUGCCAAAGAAGGAAGUGUUGGAGAAAGUGAGUUUCUAGGUCCAGCUGAUGUUGCUAGUGCCUCACCUUGCAAAGAAACUUCAGCUAGCAACUCUGCUCAGAUUGCCAGAUCUUCAGGCAUUGAGGAUCAGAGCGGAGGUUCAAGCAAGGAAGGCAUUGAUGCGAUGAUGGGAAUAUUUAGUUCUGUAGCAGAGAAUUAUUGCGCUUCUGUCUUUCGACGAAGGCUUGAUAGUCAGAAAAGAGGAAGAUACAAGAAGAUGAUUCUGCGGCACAUGGAUUUUGACACCAUAAGAUCAAGAAUAGCCAGUAAUUCCAUCAUGUCUGUUAAGGAACUGUUUCGCGAUAUGUUAUUAGUUGCCAACAAUGCCAUGGUAUUUUAUUCCAAGAACACGCGUGAAUAUAAAUCUGCACUGCUCCUGAGACAUAUUGUGACUGCAACUUUGCGACAACAUUUCAAGGAGUAUGGGAGUAAAGUUCCUAUCACUACCUUUACAUCUAGCAGACCUAUGCAUAAGCUUCCUGCAAAGCCUCGAAGCAUUCGCCCUGGUAAUCGAAAACUGCCAGGAAAAGCAGCAAACAAUGGGAAUGCAGUAGUUGGGGUUUCUCAUGCAAGUAAAAAGACAGCCAAUGCUGAUUCUCCUCCAUCAGUGGAGUCCUUACCAGUGACGAAGAAGGGUUCUUCUCAGCCAAGAAAAGUGGGCAGCGGACGUGCGAGUCAAAAGUCCGAAAGUCCAAUGAAAGGAAGAAAGAGAGCUCGAGCUCGGUGAUCAUGUUGUACAAUGUAUAUUGAUCUUUUUGUCUCCAAUUUUAAAACCCGUUUGUAGCUCAAUGUUCUGAAUUGUAUAAAGGUGUCUAUAGUCAUCUGGUGUAUAAAUUUUCUCCUUUUGGAUAAACAGUUGCAGAACUGCAUUGUAAUACUAACAUUAGUCAUAGGCAAUGAAAGAGAGCAAAAUAAGAAAAGAAAAAGGAAACCCUGUUUGAUCUUAAAGUUCUCUUCCUUUUGGAUAA